This is a messenger RNA of Camponotus floridanus (Florida carpenter ant), 3277 nucleotides long. Its product is annotated as collagen alpha-5(IV) chain. The record is from RefSeq and is a predicted model, not a curated record. Gene Ontology annotation, cellular component: basement membrane. NCBI's taxonomy places the organism in Eukaryota, Metazoa, Arthropoda, Insecta, Hymenoptera, Formicidae. The transcript is spliced from 19 exons. The coding region runs from base 397 to 3039 and encodes 880 amino acids.
GUCUCAAUGGUUGCAGCGACUGUCUCUUCUCUCCUUUUGCAACUCAUAGGACUCGGUCUCCUACUUGAGAGGGUCUUUCAACGUGGUGGAGGGGUCCAAUCCGGCGAGCUUAUCAGUUAGCAUACGACUGUUGCAUGCAUCGCGUUGUAUUCUGUGUCCCGCGAGUACGAUUCAGCUUUGCGAGACCACGUGGCGGAACGACGAAAAGUAACGCGUGUCAGGUUUCGAAAGAAAGCAAAAACUUGCAUACGUGCUGUAUGUUGCAUACUUAAAAUAGCAGCAAAUAGCAUCCUUCUCAUCACGUUUAUCGUGACUCGUGUGUCGAACUCGCACACGUGAUAUCCAUAACGAGAGGAACAAGAUCACGCGGUAACACGAUUUAUUCAAUUCCGACAAAUGAAUUUGCAAACAUGGAUGUUUAUGAUAGUACAUAUAACUUAUGCUCAGCACGUUGUGAGAGAAAGUGCUAUCAAACACGGAUUAUGCAACGGUUAUAAGCCUGGCGAGGACGAUCUACAAACCUUUGACUUCAUCAGCAAGUUGCAAUUGGAUCUGCUGAAUGCUCGUUAUAGCGGCAUGACGAAAGUCCGAGGCAGCAGUCGUAUGCAAACGGCAUAUCGGUUGGAGAAAGAUACUGAUGUCACCCUUCCGACGAAGAAUAUUACACCUACUGGACUUCCAGAGGAAUUUUCUUUGGUAUAUACAUUGAGAGCUAGAAAAUCACCAAAAUAUGCUUGGCAUAUCAUUAAGAUCGUAGACGCAAGAGGUGAAGCUCAAUUUCUCAUCACAAUGAAUCCUAAGAAACAGACGUUGGAUUUUUCACUGAUUAAUGACGAAGGAAAAUUACAAACAGUCUCUUUCGUGAAUGAUCGCAUAUUCGACAAGAGUUGGCACAAAAUAAAUUUCGGAGUAUUCAAGGAUAAAUUAGUACUUAAAGUUGAUUGCGAAUACAUUGGUACGGAAGAACUAAAACCACGCAGAUCAAUUAAUGUGGAUGGAGACAUAUCGAUAGCCAAAAUGAAUAACAGUAAAGUCACUGUACCGAUCGACAUGCAAUGGAUGAUCCUAAACUGCGAUCCUGCGAGACUAGAGAGAGAAACAUGCGAGGAAUUACCGAAAAACUUAGCCGCUUCACUUCAAAUGAAACCUCCUUGCGAAAGAGUCUGCCUACAAGGAUUCAAUAAUACAAAUACAAAUGGAUCCCGCCAUCAACACAACUUUCCCGGAGUACCAGGAAUUGGUGUAUCAGGCUUACCUGGACCGCCAGGAGAACAAGGAAAAACGGGAGCCCCUGGUAAUACUGGUGCCAGAGGUUUUCCAGGAUUGCAAGGCCCCAAAGGAUCGAUCGGAUCUAUGGGGCCACCGGGUUUACCAGGAUUACCAGGACGAAAAGGUGAUCGUGGAGAAAGGGGUGAUAUGGGGUUUCCGGGUUUGAAAGGAGAUCAAGGUCCUCGAGGAUUUCCGGGUUCACCAGGAAAUACCAAUUUAUCACGCUUGAUAGGUCCUCCGGGAGAAAAAGGAGUUAAAGGUGAACGAGGAAAUGACGGUGCUCAAGGACAACCGGGUGAGAAAGGUGAACUUGGAGACAAGGGAUUAGACGGAAUUCGCGGUCAUGACGGCGCACCAGGUCCUCCCGGCCCUCCGGGAAUUCCUGGUUUCCCUGGACCCGCAGGAAACGUUGUAUUUACAGAUGUUCCUAGUAUUCCAGGACCACCAGGCCCUCCUGGUCCAACAGGACCGCCGGGACCAUCAGGUCCUCCAGGAUUACCAGGAUUAUCAGGGCCUCCUGGUUCACCAGGCCAAAGAGGUCCGAAGGGUGAUAUCGGAGAACGUGGACGAGAUGGCAUACUCGGAUUGACGGAUAAUAAUAUAAUACCGGGACCACCUGGUCCUGAAGGACCUGUUGGUCCUCCUGGCGAAGAUGGUCUUCCCGGUGAGAAAGGAGAAGUCGGAUCAAUAGGUUUUCCAGGACCACCCGGAGAAAUAGGAAAAGAUGGACUUCCAGGAUUACCAGGACUGCAGGGAUCUCCAGGCUCACGUGGAGAACCAGGUUCCCCAGGAUUGCGAGGUUUAGAAGGAGUCGCAGGAAAACCGGGACCGCCAGGAUUCGAUGGAAAAUCAGGUCCAAAAGGCAGCAAGGGACAACAAGGUGAACAAGGUCCUAUCGGAUCUCGUGGCCUACCAGGAAGUUUGGGUUUAAUGGGCCCGCCGGGUAUACCAGGCAUACCAGGAUUGGAAGGAAAACCUGGUUUAUCCGGGCCACCAGGUCCGCCAGGACCUCCAGGAUCUCCUGGUCCUUCAAUUCCAAACAAUAACUUUGAUAGCAUUGGUAAUCCCGGUGUCCAGGGACCUAGAGGUCCAUCGGGCUCUCCAGGAGUACCAGGUGAAAGGGGAGCCCCUGGGGAACGAGGACCAGAGGGUCAAGUAGGUCCGCCUGGAAUACCCGGCAAAGACGGAGCACCUGGAUUGCAAGGAUUACCUGGAAAUAGAGGUCAAAUGGGAUCACCAGGACUUCAAGGUCUGCCGGGCCACAGUAUUAGCGAAGCGGAAAUUCGUGAUAUUUGCGCCAGCGUACUAAGAGAACAGAUGACCGAAAUAGCAGCACUCAUGCAGGGCCCACCUGGUCCGCCCGGUCGAAAUCGUCCGGGCCGUCCUGGAUUACCUGGUCCUCAAGGUCGUCCAGGUGAUCCGGGCUCACCUGGUUUGCCGGGAGAACGUGGAUUCGUCGGUUUACCGGGUCCACAGGGUCCCAUUGGACCACAGGGGCCAUCUGGAGAACGUGGAGAAAAAGGGGAUAAAGGUCUCGAGGGAGUCGGUUCAGAAGGUCCACCUGGUCCGAUAGGUCCUCCUGGGCCACCUGGUAUCGACGGCAUUGGUUUACCUGGAAGACAAGGUGACAAAGGCGAGCGAGGCAGACCAGGUAUUCCCGGUGUCGGAGGAGCGCCAGGAGCACAAGGACCACCCGGAUUUUGCGAAUUCUGUAAUUAUCCUAGCAGCAAUUAUCUACACUACACUCGCGGCAACGAGAAAGGUCCUUGAUCAAUAACGAAUAUCGUGAGGAAAGAAAAUUUUAACGCAGAAAGCGGAAAAAAGUAAUAUAAGUAAGAUAAUUCGAUAUUUUUAAUACAAGUAUUUAAAUUAUAGUUAACCUAAAUUGUUGUCCAAUCUGCGCAUAGAUCCCUUUAUAAAUCACUGCCACGAUAUAACGAUCAUUUUUCUUUUAAUUACGAUUAAGUGAUGAUCGCAACAUCGACUACGAUGUAUGUAUAUAUACGUA